Lachancea thermotolerans CBS 6340 is the source of this 645-nucleotide messenger RNA. RefSeq names its product SNAP receptor SEC22 (gene SEC22). Gene Ontology annotation, cellular component: endoplasmic reticulum-Golgi intermediate compartment; endoplasmic reticulum membrane; SNARE complex. The transcript has 2 exons. The record is from RefSeq and is a predicted model, not a curated record. Gene Ontology annotation, biological process: vesicle fusion with Golgi apparatus; retrograde vesicle-mediated transport, Golgi to endoplasmic reticulum; endoplasmic reticulum to Golgi vesicle-mediated transport. Bases 1 to 645 code for a protein of 214 amino acids. Gene Ontology annotation, molecular function: SNAP receptor activity. NCBI's taxonomy places the organism in Eukaryota, Fungi, Ascomycota, Saccharomycetes, Saccharomycetales, Saccharomycetaceae.
AUGAUCAAGUCGACGCUGAUAUUCCGCGAAGACGGCCUCCCCCUCUGCUCCUCGGUCGACGACGACACAGACGCGCGGCUCUCCGAGCAGCGCAAGAAGGUCAAGGUGCUCGUGUCGCGGCUCACGCCCAGCUCCGCGGACGAGGCCACCCUGGAGAGCGGCGACUUCGACAUCCACUACACGCGCGCCAGCGGCGUCGCGUACUUCGUCAUCGCCGAGCGCGGGUAUCCGCGCAACCUCGCGUUCUCGUACCUGCGCGAGGUCGCGCAGGAGUUCGAGCACUCCUACGGCCACGAGUACGCCAAGCCGUCCGUGCGGCCCUACGCGUUCGUCACAUUCGACAACUUCCUGCAGAAGACCAAGAAGCUCUACAGCGACAAGCGCGUGCAGAACAACCUGGACCAGCUCAACCAGGACCUCGCGGGCGUCAAGCAGAUCAUGACCAAGAACAUCGAGGACCUGCUGUACCGCGGCGACUCGCUCGACAAGAUGAGCGACCUGAGCGCCUCGCUGAGACAGGACUCCAAGAAGUACCGCCGCUCCGCGCGCCAGAUCAACCUGGAGCUGCUGCUGAGCCAGUACGCGCCCAUCGCGAUCGUCGCGCUGCUGGCCGUGUUCCUGGUGUGGUGGGUGUUCCUGCGCUGA